Molecule: messenger RNA, 2232 nt
Organism: Copidosoma floridanum
Lineage: Eukaryota; Metazoa; Arthropoda; Insecta; Hymenoptera; Encyrtidae
Gene: gcl
Product: germ cell-less
Biological process (GO): germ cell development
Molecular function (GO): protein binding
Source: RefSeq, a predicted model, not a curated record
ACACGCGCAAUUACUCGGGUAAUGUUUACGUUCUGCAUCGCGUCGUGAGAUUAUUUGCCUCUGUUUAAUAAAUAAAUUGUCCGCACUGUGAUGCCUGGUAUAAUCGUUCAGCGGCAUCAGCAGCGCGAGAAAAUAUCGUCGAUAACGUAAAUGGUGUAGAUUUUAACUGAUAAGCAACAGCAACGCUCCUACGUUGGGGUGGUGCUUGAGAAUUUUUUUUUUUUUUUUUCCAUCGAGGUCCACGUUUUUCUUCAAGCGUCCGAUAAACAGUUUGAUUGUAAAAGUGUGUACGGGUACAUUUGAUCUACAAAACGGUGAAGGACAUCGAGCAAAAAAGAGAUGGGGAACAAUGGCAGCAGGCUAUUGUCGUACUCGGGAAACAUGGUGAGCUCUAUGGUAUCCGGGGGCCGCAAGCGCAAGUGUAUCGAGGAGUCGGACCCGGAUUCCGAGUCCAGCUUCAUCGAGAAGACGCUACAGACGCCGAAAAGGAGAAAAUUGAUGAGCACAGCUGAGUAUAUCUACAAAACGUUAUUCCUGGAGGAAAAGGGUAGCGACAUAACGGUGCUAAUGCUGGGAAAAGCUUGGAAGUUACACAAAGUUUACAUAAGCCAGAGUCCCUACUUUGCUAGUAUGUUUUCUGGUGCUUGGCGUGAGGCUAACGAAUCCAAGGUGAAUGUGGAAAUUAGCGACCCCAACAUUACUCUCGAUUCUUUAACAAUUGUAUGCGGUUCAUUUUACCAAGAUGAAAUUAAUGUUGAGCCAAAAAAUGUGGUAUCUGUCCUCGCGACAGCUACACUUUUUCAACUCCAAGGACUUAUUGACCAGUGUACUGAAAUAAUGAUCGAGACAAUCAACAUGAAGACCGCAGUUUCUUACUAUAACGCGUCAGUGUGCUAUGGUGUGCCAAAAGUUAAAGUCAUGUGUAAAAGGUGGCUGGAAUUCAAUUUAUUGGAAUACGGUAAAUUCCAUGAUGCGUUCCUGACUGACAUAAGUCCAGAGCUGAUGACUGAACUUGUUGCCAGCCCCGAUCUCGUCGUUAUGCAAACUGAAUUCUGCAUUUACGUAAUGCUAAGAGUGUGGCUGUUUCAGCAAGUCCAGCACAAUUAUAUUGACUACAAUUUGGUGACGUUUUAUAAAAACCAUCCCUGGACUGAGCCGUACCUCGAAACGCAAGAAGGCGAGGAGUUUAGUGCACCGUUUGAAGCACUAAGAAAAAAGCAUUUAUUGUUGAGCGACAGUGAUAUACAAAUUUUAUACAAUGACAAUUUAAUACCUGAAAAUUGGCUGUACGAAGCUUACAAAGAACAAUGGUUGCACAUUUUGAGAAUAAAUUCACGUCGAGAAAUAGGGCCUAGAGCAGUGAACGAGCAGGAUUUCGCAAAUGAAUGUUUUCGCUGCGCUAGAUGCGUGGAAAGACCAGGAGAACAUUUAUGGCGCUGGACCGCGUUUCACUAUGGCUUGGACCUCGUUGUAACCCUUGACGCUACAACACUCAAAUUCAAAAGAUACAACAAAAUUGAUUCAGGACAAAUAAAAGCUAACCACGAUAAACAUUACGUUAUGUUGAGAAUUUGUUUAUUUUCACUUAAUGAACAGCGACAAAUUAAAUAUAUUCAGAACUCGGGACUAAUGCGACUGUCACUUCAAAAAAACGAAGAGAAACAAGUAUUGUGCCUUAACCAAAAGUUGUCGUAUCCAUUGUACGUGUCGGUAAAUUUGCAAGUCGUCACGGGACUCGUCACACGUAAAGGGGAUAAGAGCUCGACCAAUUCAGAGCUCUCAGAUACCUAGUCAAGGAACCGAAACGCUAAGUAUCCGCUUUGCCUCGCCAACACUCCGACGAAUGCAAAGCAAACACACAUUGCACACAAACACAUUCACGACAAAAAACUUAAUUACAAAUACAUAUAUGCUUUUAUGUAUUUAUGUAUUCACAAACUAGUCGAAAAUUGUCGCUUAUACCGUGUCUUGUGAAAGGUAGCGAUUGUGUUUUGCUUUGGUAACGCGCACAAAGACGAUAAUACGUUGAGAACACAUCAGAUCACAGUGCCAGUUGUCUCUCAAUAAUAUUAGAACUCUACCUCUUGUGUAUCAAAUUUUUCAUGAAGUGAAAAGGUGAAAAAGAGUACGCAGAUCUUUGGUAAGGAUGUUAUAUUUCAUUGCCAAAGUAACGAUUAUAAGAGACUUUAUAACUAAUAAUUUGAUAUAAAAGUAUAUAUUUUUAUUUUAAAA